This is a messenger RNA of Carassius auratus (goldfish), 863 nucleotides long. RefSeq names its product dual specificity protein phosphatase 13-like. Gene Ontology annotation, cellular component: cytoplasm. The coding region runs from base 256 to 810 and encodes 184 amino acids. Gene Ontology annotation, biological process: protein dephosphorylation; negative regulation of MAPK cascade. Gene Ontology annotation, molecular function: MAP kinase phosphatase activity; protein tyrosine/serine/threonine phosphatase activity. The record is from RefSeq and is a predicted model, not a curated record. The transcript has 3 exons. NCBI's taxonomy places the organism in Eukaryota, Metazoa, Chordata, Actinopteri, Cypriniformes, Cyprinidae.
UUUUUCGCGUAAAAAUAUAUCCAUUAAGAAAAAAGUGUUCUUGAUGUUAUUGACUUUCUGAGUCAACAGGCGCCCCCUGGAGGAGGUAAACAUAGUACGACCCAGCUGUGUCUAGUGACCUAACAUACUCUGACAAAGAGCACCUGUUUGUGUGGAUCAUUCACGACGUGCCAAACCCGUUAUGUGUACUGAAACCUCGCGAAACCAGCAGAAACACGUCUUCAACGGCAUAUUAGUCUGAUCUGCGUCAGAAGAAUGGCAGCUCAGAAAAAUAAACACGGACUCCUGGCUAUCAAAGAGUUAGAGAAUAUUCUGGACACAUGUAAACUUGAUCUGAAUCCAGUCGACGAGGUCUGGCCGAAUUUGUACAUCGGAAACGUGGCUAUUGCUCAAAACAGAAAUGCUUUGAUGAAAAUGGGUAUCACUCAUGUCUUAAAUGCUGCCCAUUCCAAGCAAGGGAGCAUUGGGGACCAGAGUUAUUACGGCAAUACAAUUGUGUAUUAUGGCAUCCCAGCAGAAGACUCUUCAUCAUUUGAUCUGAGUGUGUACUUUAAACCGGCUGCUGAUUUCAUCCACAAAGCCUUGAAGAAGAAGAACGGAAAAGUGCUUGUUCAUUGCAUCAUGGGAAUGAGUCGUUCUGCCACUCUGGUUCUAGCAUACCUUAUGCUGCAUCGGCGUCUUACUCUCCGCACUGCCAUCCAAACAGUUGUACUGCGACGAGCAGUCUAUCCUAACAGGAACUUUUUGAGCCUUCUCUUGGAUUUGGACAUACAGCUACAGAGAAAGCGAAUGCUGUGUCCUAUUCUCUGACAGAAAAACAUAUGUCAUGAACACACAAACGCACAUGCAUUUAUUUUAUAUAA